AUGUUGCAGCCCAUUGUCCUUGUUGCCUGCGCGUUUCUGGCCAGCGCCGCAGCUGGUCGCCCGCCGCAACGCUAUUUGCCCGCCAAUCAAUAUCCGGCACCGCAGGCCAGCCAGCUGCACUAUCACGGCGUUAGCGGCCACUCUCAUGGUCGUCUCGGUGGCGGCGGCGGAGGCGGAGUAGCUGGAGGAGUGGGCGUCGGAGUGGGUAGCAGCAGUGGUGGCUUUGCCGGAGCUGGCGGACAUGGCGGACAUGGCGGACAUGGUGGACAGCGUCAGGCGCAGAUACCGAUUGUGCGCAGCGAUUAUCAGAGCGAUGCCAGCGGCAAUUAUAACUUUGGCUUUGAUACGGGCAACGGCAUCCAUCGCGAUGAGACGGGCGAAUUCAAGGGCGGCUGGCCACACGGUUCCCUCGGCGUGCGCGGCUCCUACUCCUACACGGGCGACGAUGGCCAACAGUAUACGGUCAAUUACAAGGCCGACAAGAACGGAUUCCAUGCCGAGGGCGCACACCUGCCCACCUCACCAUCGCUGCCCGCUGACGGAGCCGGCGGCUCGGCUGGCGGCUAUCAGGGCGGCGCCUACCAUGGCUCCGCUGGCAAUGUGCAAGCGCCUUCGUCCCGCUAUCUGCCGCCCGGCUAUCGCCAGCGCAGACACUACUAGAACCCAAUUGGACACACGAUCUGAGCACUCAACACACACACACACACACGAAUUUACACCUUUGACAGCACACAAAUUAGUUGUAUUUGUAUUUGUUUUUGCAAGCCAAUAAAAUAUGGUAGAAAUUUUCGAUAAUAUAAAUAAAAUUCUACUGCUGAGAGUUAACCCAAAUCCAACGUAGCAUUCUAUAUUAACUUCGGUCUUUAUAGUCCGAUCUUCAUGAUACUUUCAGAGCUUCAAAAAGGCUAACAAGAAUGUUUACAUGCCAG
This is a messenger RNA of Drosophila novamexicana, 929 nucleotides long. It is a transcript of the gene Cpr11B, whose product is annotated as pupal cuticle protein 36. The record is from RefSeq and is a predicted model, not a curated record. NCBI's taxonomy places the organism in Eukaryota, Metazoa, Arthropoda, Insecta, Diptera, Drosophilidae. Gene Ontology annotation, molecular function: structural constituent of chitin-based larval cuticle. Gene Ontology annotation, cellular component: chitin-based extracellular matrix. Bases 1 to 660 code for a protein of 219 amino acids. The transcript is spliced from 3 exons.